GGGCACCGGGGCGGGGGGCGGAUCCCGCCGGGCUGCCCCGGACCCCGCCCCGGGCGCUGCCAGGCGCCGCCCCGGCCGCAGUCCGCGCGCAGCAUGGAGCCGCAGCUCGGCUUCCGCGGCCGCCGGGCCCUGGUGACUGGGGCCGGCAAAGGGAUCGGGCGCGCCGUGGCCGUGGCGCUGAGCAGGGCUGGGGCCCGCGUGACCGCGCUGAGCCGCACCGCGGCCGACCUGGAGAGCCUCGCGCAGGAGUGCCCCGGCAUCGAGCCCCUGUGCCUGGACCUGGCCGACUGGGAGGCCACGGAGGCGGCGCUGGGCCCGGCGGGGCCCUUCGAGCUGCUGGUGAACAACGCGGCCGUGGCGCUGCUGCAGCCCUUCCUGGAGGUGACCCGCGAGGCCCUGGACCGGUCUCUUGAUGUGAAUCUUCGAGCUGUGCUUCAUGUUUCCCAGAUUGUUGCUCGGCAGAUGAUUGCACAAGGGGUGCCAGGUGCAAUUGUAAAUGUCUCUAGCCAGGCAUCUCAGCGUGCUUUGCGGGAUCAUGCCGUCUACUGUUGUACAAAAAGUGCUUUGGAUAUGCUGAGCAAGGUAAUGGCAAUGGAGCUGGGACCCCACAAGAUUAGGGUGAACACUGUGAACCCCACAGUAGUUAUGACUGACAUGGGGAGAAUUAACUGGAGUGACCCUCAGAAAUCUGCUGCCAUGAUUAAUCGGAUUCCGCUGGGAAAGUUUGCAGAGGUGGAUGAUGUCGUGAACAGCAUUCUCUUCCUGCUCAGUGACAAGAGUGCUAUGACAACUGGCAGCUCAUUGAUGGUUGAUGGGGGAUUUCUUGUCUCCUAAGAUGACAAAUGCAUUUCACACCUGGCCUUAAUUUUCAUACUAAUACUGCAUAGAUGUAAACUGGAUGGAAAACAGUAAGUGGCACAGACCCCAUGUUGCAGGAGAAGAGGGGCAGCAGGGCUGGAACCUGUAUGAGAAGUGAGGCAGAAAAUUACCCCUAGGAGGCUUCUAUAUAAUAAAGCUCACAUACGCUGUCA
This is a messenger RNA of Dromaius novaehollandiae (emu), 1031 nucleotides long. RefSeq names its product dicarbonyl and L-xylulose reductase (gene DCXR). NCBI's taxonomy places the organism in Eukaryota, Metazoa, Chordata, Aves, Casuariiformes, Dromaiidae. The transcript is spliced from 8 exons. The record is from RefSeq and is a predicted model, not a curated record. Gene Ontology annotation, molecular function: L-xylulose reductase (NADPH) activity; carbonyl reductase (NADPH) activity. Bases 94 to 834 code for a protein of 246 amino acids. Gene Ontology annotation, biological process: glucose metabolic process; xylulose metabolic process.